ACCACAUUGACCAAAUGGUUUGGAGUGACUUUUGCAAUGAGCAAUCCAUCCCAAGAGUUUGUUGCCAAGGGGGAUUCCCGGCAAUGAUUACGGCGGAUGCUGCUCUUUCGGGUGGGAAAGCAUUUGCCCGAACGGCGAUCUCGCGGUUCCUCUUUAUCUUGAGUCCUGCACUUUCCUUGCAGUGACUUAUUUCUCAUGGACUUGCUAUCAUCUGUACACAAUUAGACCUUACUAAUGCGUCUCCAAAGGCAAUUGGUUUACUUUCAUCCACCCUUCUUUGAACACUAAAGCCCGUCAUGAACACGGAUCUGGAGAAGCACAGGCAAACAGAGGAAGCCGAAUCACCCCACUUUGGCAAAGAGUCCUUUGAACAAGACAUUGAAUCUUCUGGCUCAGACGACAAUGGAAUCACCCUCAAACGAACUGUAUCGCGAAAAGCACCACAUCCUGAGUGUCCUCGCUGCAAGCAAGGUCUUACAGAUGAAGAAGGAGAACCUUGCCACGAGCAUGAUGGCUUCGAAACAGAUCCGAAUCUCGUUCUCUGGGAUGGAGAUGACGAUCCAGCGAAACCCAUGAACUGGCCCAUGUGGCGUAAAAUGUGCUUCUCGGUCGUCGCUAGCUGCUUCGUCAUUGCAGUGUCAAUUUCCUCCAGCAUCUUUGGCCCAGCUACUCGAGUCACUGCUCAGAUCUAUGGUGUCUCUCACGAAGUUAUGAAUCUGGGUAUCACGCUACACAUUCUUGGAUUUGCUUGUGGACCUCUCAUCUUUGGACCUUUGAGUGAAGUGCUCGGACGUACUAUACCCCUCUGGAUCGGUCUUUUCUUCAUGGGUCUCUUCCAGAUUCCAGAAGCUGUUGCCACAAAUGUCGCAACUAUCCUUGUAUGUCGCUUCCUCCAAGGCUUGUUUGGUAGUGCCAUCUUUGCUGUUGUCAGUGGCAUGUUCGUCGAUAUCUGGUCACCGAUUCAUAGAGGUGUCGGACUGGGUCUAUCAGCCACAUGUAUCAAUCUUGGCUCGACAUUUGCUCCCAUCAUCGGCGCCUAUGCAACAAACCAUCUAGAGUGGAGAUGGACGGCCUGGCUCACACUUAUUUACUGCGGCUUGAUUGGCUUCUUUGGCCUGCUCAUCAUACGUGAGAGCUUCGAGCCGGUCCUCCUUGCUCGCAAAGCCAAACGUCUGCGCGCGAAGACGGGCAAUGAGCACUUCUAUGCCAAAUUCGAAGAAAAUCCCAUUGACUUCAAGAUCCUGAUCCACAAGUAUGCCACAAAACCAAUAAGGAUGUUUGUUCAGGAACCCAUUCUCAUCUUCUGCACAAUUUACCUUACGAUCGUUUACGGCACACUCUUCCUAUCAUACCAGGCCAUCCCAUUCUCAUUCCGCAAACGUGGCUGGAGCCCUUCAGUCUCAUACCUCCCCUUCAUCGCCGUAACCCUCGGUAUCAUCAGUGCCUGGAUCCUCUUCUCAAUCUUCACCUUAACAUGGUACAAGCGUCGCUGGCUAGUAAACAAAAGCGCACCACCAGAAGACCGUCUCCCACCCAUGAUUCUUGGCGCCUGCAUCCUCCCACCCGCUCUCUUCUGGUUAGGCUGGUCUCAAGAAACCCACUGGGCUUCUCAAGUCAUAGCCGCCUAUUUUGUUGGCCUUGGUCUGCUUCUCAUCUUCAUCUCUGGUAUCGUGUACAUUGUCGAUACCUAUCUUGUAAACUCCAACUCUGCAAUGUCCAUCCACAUUGUUGUAAGGAGUAUUGUAUCUUCUUCUUUCCCUCUGUUUGCGGGACCUAUGUUUGAGGGCUUAGGAACAGGGUGGGCUUGCUCAGUAUUAGGAUUCGUGUGUUUGAUCAUGGUCCCAGUGCCGAUUGUGUUUUACUACAAGGGCAAGACUAUUAGAAGUUGGAGUCGUUUCGCGCCGGAUUAGAGUUUAUUCCCAUUCUUCUAUAGAUGAUAGCAAUACAUGCAGAUAGCUAUCUUCACCGACGGCAAGUCGAUUGUUUUCAA
Messenger RNA from Aureobasidium subglaciale EXF-2481, 1990 nucleotides. RefSeq lists its product as uncharacterized. The transcript is spliced from 2 exons. The coding region runs from base 297 to 1910 and encodes 537 amino acids. Gene Ontology annotation, molecular function: transmembrane transporter activity. Gene Ontology annotation, biological process: transmembrane transport. NCBI's taxonomy places the organism in Eukaryota, Fungi, Ascomycota, Dothideomycetes, Dothideales, Saccotheciaceae. The record is from RefSeq and is a predicted model, not a curated record.